CACCGCGCGCGCGAUUGGCGGCCCGCGCUGUGCGAUGUCCGCAGCGUCGACUGUGCGUGGGACGUCGUGCCCAUGACGCUGCGGUACCCGAACCCAGCGCACAGUGGGGAGACAUACGGCGUGCGGCCCGCGCCGGGGCACCGUUGGUGGUAUGUGCAUGGGAUGUGGACAGACGUGUUUGUGCUGAUCAAG
Messenger RNA from Postia placenta MAD-698-R-SB12, 192 nucleotides. RefSeq lists its product as hypothetical. The record is from RefSeq and is a predicted model, not a curated record. Lineage: Eukaryota; Fungi; Basidiomycota; Agaricomycetes; Polyporales; Adustoporiaceae. The annotation marks the transcript as partial. The transcript has a single exon.